CAGGUUCUAGUGAUUCUCCUGUCUCAGCCUCCACAGUAGCUGGGAUUAUAGGCAUGCACCACCAUGCCCAGCUAAUUUUUGUAUUUUUUAGUAGAGAUGGGGUUUCACCAUCUUGGCCAGGAUGGUCUCGAUCUCCUGCCAUCGAGAUCCUCCCACCUCAGGCUCCCAAAGUGCUGAGAUUAUAGGCGUGAGCCAUCUGGCCUGGCCAGUAGCUAUCUUUUGAAGGAAUAGAAUAGGAGGCAGGUUUGCCCUAAGCACUUCCCAGCUUGACUUUCCCCUUUGGCUUAGUGAUAUUAGGGUCCCAAGAUUUAUUCUCCUUUCACAAGACUAAUGCCUGUCCUUUUCCUUUCAUUUUUCUGCAUGUUCUUUUUCACUUCCUCAUAAAUCCAUGGAUGCCUCUCAGCUGAUAACAGCAGCAGCCCUUUUGUUUUUAGCCCUAAUUCCUUUCCCCCAGGAAUGAAUCACUUCUCCAGCUGUGCUCUCUCUUCCUUCCACAGGGGCUUCUAUGCAGAAGAUGGCGUAUGCAAAUGCUGUAGCUCUCCUUGCAGAACGUGUGAAGGCAAUGCCACCAACUGCCAUUCUUGUGAAGGAGCCCUCAUCCUGCACCACGGAGUGUGCCAGGAAACCUGCCCCGAGAGGCACAUGGCUGUGGAGGGGGUGUGCAAGCACUGCCCAGAGAUGUGUCAGGACUGCAUCCAUGAGAAAACAUGCAAAGAGUGCAUGCCUGAGUUCUUCCUGCACAAUGAUGUGUGCCACCAGUCCUGUCCCCGUGGCUCCUAUGCAGACUCACGCCACUGUGUCCCCUGCCAUAAAGACUGCCUGGAGUGCAGUGGCCCCAACGCUGAUGACUGCAUCAUAGAGUUCCUGGGUCCUCUACGAUGGGCUGGGCUGUGCUUGGAGGAGUGUCUGGCAGGAACCUAUUAUGAAAAAGAGACUAAGGAGUGCAGAGGUUGCCACAAAUCCUGCUUGACCUGCUCAUCAUCUGGGACCUGCACCACCUGUCAGAAAGGCCUGAUGAAGAACCCCCGUGGGAGCUGCAUGGCCAAUGAGAAAUGCACCCCCUACGAGUACUGGGAUGAGGAUGCUACUAGGUGCAAGCCCUGCCAUGCUAAGUGCUUCCGCUGCACAGGGCCGGCAGAGGACCAGUGCUGCACGUGCCCCAGGGACAGCCUUCUUCUCAACACAACCUGUGUGAAGGACUGCCCAGAGGGCUACUAUGCCGAUGAGGACAGUCACCGGUGUGCCCGCUGCCACAGCUCUUGCAGGACAUGUGACGGGAGACAUAGCAGGCAGUGCCACUCCUGCCACCUGGGCUGGUUUCAGCUGGGAAAAGAGUGCCUGCUCCAGUGUAGGGAAGGAUAUUAUGCAGAAAACUCCACUGGCCAGUGUGAGAAGUGGAACAGGAGCUGCAAGACGUGCCAGGGCCCACAGCCCACAGACUGCCUGUCUUGCGAUACAUUUUUCUUUCUACUUAGCUCUAAAGGAGAAUGUCAUCGCACCUGCCCAGACCAUUAUUAUGCCGAGCAAAGGACACAGACCUGUGAGAGAUACCAUCCAACUUGUGAUCAAUGCAAAGUUGAGAGUCUGUCUGACAUUUUGCAUGUGGUAUAGAAAAAUGAAAGUUUUUCUUCCUUCUUUGCCCCUUUCUCUCUUCUCACCACCUGGAGGUUCCUCUUGCUUUCUCGCCUCAUGUAUCAUCCUCUCCAGCAUCAUUUGCUCUUAACUUCCCCAUCUUCCCUCUAACCUGGGCUGCUCCUGCCCAUCCCCCAUCCUUCAAGGCCCAGAGACAGGCAUCAUCUCCUUGAGGAAGUAUUGUUCGCCCACUCAUCAUUUUCCUACUCUACCUGUUGAAUCACUGAGGGAAACUUGUUUAUUUUCAUUACUUUCACUAUUCCCUGAGACUUCUGCCUCAAACUCUCCCAAGCUCCAUGCCUCUUUUACAGAAGCCUAGUUGUCUGUCCCAGAGAUCCUUAAGGCUCACCAUCUACCCACGAGCCUGGGCCAAUACUUUGAAGUUCUCCUUGACUCCUUCCCUUGAUGCCCGCCCAACCCACCCACCUCCAACAAAGCGAAACUUCAAGGUCUGUUGAUUCUCUUUCCCAAAUAGUUAUCUAAUGACAUCUUCUUCCAUUCUCACUAUCCUCAUUUUCCAUUCUCAGUAUCUAGUAUCACACCUUUUGAAACAGCUGGCUGGUCACCACUUCUGAAUCUUGCCCCCACACCAGGUCAUCUGGUACACUAAUGACAGAAUGAUUGUCCUAAAAUUCAAAUUUCUCAUUUUUCUUUACAUCUUUCCGUAAAUGUGAUCACCAUGAAUGCUUCUCAAUAUUUAGGAAAGAAGUACGUCUACAUUUUGUUAAAACUUUCGAGGCCGCUGCGCG
This is a messenger RNA of Callithrix jacchus (white-tufted-ear marmoset), 2381 nucleotides long. The record is from RefSeq and is a predicted model, not a curated record. Lineage: Eukaryota; Metazoa; Chordata; Mammalia; Primates; Cebidae.